AUGUUGAUUUUCCAGGAGGUUUAUGGUAGCAUGAAUCAAGGAGGCAACACUCAGGCCGUAGCUCCAUCUCCACUUGACCCUAAUUCCAUUGAGAAUCGAUAUGGUGUUGAUGGAAGCCAAGUGCAGAUAUCUUCAUAUCAAUACUCAACUGGCUCUGAGGGUGCCUCGUGGACAGCGCACAGGGUGGAGAAUCAGGCUGUGGAGAAUGGGAACUAUACAAACUCAAACUACUACCAUCCACAGCCUACAGGGCCAGCGACAGGGAAUGUGCAAGAAGUAACGAAUACUGUAUCCUACACUAGCUCAUCGGCCUCUGGAACUGCAAAUGUGGCACAAGAUUAUAGUGGAUACACGCCAUACCAGACCACUUCCGAGCCACAGAACUAUUCAAACACUGGAUAUUCCAAUUACUACAGUGGCUAUCAACAGCAACAGCAGCAACCUAGCCAGUCAUAUACUCAGCCUGUAGGGGCGUAUCAAAACACAGGUGCUCCUUAUCAGCCUCUUUCCUCAUUUCAGAAUCCAGGAUCUUAUGCUGGGACUCCAAGUUAUUCAGGAACUUACUACAAUCCUGCUGAUUAUCAGACUACUGGAGGUUACCAAAGUACAAACUAUAACAACCAAACGUCUGGAGGUUACCCGAGUACGAACUACAGCAAUCAUACUCCUACAUCAAACCAGGGAAACUAUACCGACUAUACAUCAAACCCUUAUCAGAACUAUACUCCUGACGCUGCUAACACUAGUAGCUCCACUAUUGCAACCACAACACCUGUACAGUAUCAACAGAACUACCAACAGUGGCCAGGUUAUUACAGUCAAGCAGAAGUUCCCUGUGCCCCUGGAACGGAAAAGUUGCCUGCCGCUAGUACAUUUAGUCAGAGCUUUCCAGUUCCUGCUGUUACUAAUGAAUUGCCUGCUUCAAAUGGUCAGCCUGCUCCGUCUUAUGCUUCAAAUAGUCAGCCUGCUCCUUAUGCUUCAAAUGGUCAGCCUGCUCCGUCUUAUGCCCAACCUUGGAGGCAGGAAACUAACUCAUCCCAGCCACCUUCUCAGCAGCCUGGUGCAGCGGUUAGGGCCUCUAAUGAUUCUUACUGGAUGCAUCAAACACCAAAUCAGCAAGCUCAUUAUCCUGUUCCUCCACAAACUCAUUACCAGAGUCCUCUGGAGACGAAACCCUUAUAUGAGACCCCCUUUCAGGGUCAUCAGAGAGCGACAUAUCCUCAAGAACUGAACUCUCAGUCUUCCAUUCACCAGGCAUCAUUAGGCUAUCAACAGCCUACUCAGACAACACUGCCAGUUCAUACGCAAAGGGUAAGCAAAGUACAGAUUCCAACUAACCCUAGAAUUGCUUCAAACUUGCCAUCAGGUUAUACCAAAAUGGAGAAAGAUAGUUCAGCAUUCGGUGCAACCAAAACACCUGCAUAUGUUAGUGUUUCAAUCCCAAAGCCAAAUGGCCAUCCCACUGCUACGCCUGAGCCUGAAACUAUGCCGAAAUCGCUUCGGGGGUUUGUUGAGAGGGCUUUUGCACGCUGCAAGGAUGAUAAAGAAAAGGCAUCUUGCCAGGCCGCUCUAAGAGAGAUCAUCACCAAAGCUAGGGAUGAUCGUACUCUUCAUACUCGGGAUUGGGAUACUGAGCCUCUCUCAACCGUCCUGAACGUAGUUGUGACUAACACUGAGUCAAGCUCCACUCUUAAUUCUUCGUUACAAAAUAAGAGCCCAACAAGACGACCCAAAAGUAGAUGGGAGCCGUUACAGGAAGCAAAACCAUUUGUCAAGUCGGCUCCGACUUUCAGCAGUGGUGUUAAGUUUGGAGGUUGGAAUCACCAAAAUGAAAACAACAAGAAGAUCUCUGAGAAUUUUCAGAAGGUUGAUCCUACCACCAAUUCCAAACCCACAUACUCUUGGCAAAAUUCUGCAAAGAAGAGUUUCCAACGGCCUGUCAAGCGACAGCGUUUUUCUGGUGGUGUAGCUACUGCCAUUGAUGAUGAGGCGUCUAGUGAUAGUGACAAGGAGUUGACCCCUUACUAUUCCAGUGCAAUGGCACUUGCUAGUUCUACCGAGGAAAAGAAGCGGCGUGAUAGUCGUUCCAAGCGUUUUGAGAAAGUUCAAGGGCACAGCCGAGGGAAUGAUAUUCCUAAACCCAAAAAUGCAAAUGUUGGAAAUUUGCAUCCUAGAAGAGCCACUGCAUUGAGGCUUAGCAGAGACUUGGAUGAAAGUGGCAGCAGAGCUGUAGAAGACAUUGACUGGGAUGCACUAACUGUUAAAGGAACUUGCCAGGAAAUUGAGAAACGUUAUCUCCGGCUUACUUCUGCACCGGAUCCUUCCACCGUAAGGCCAGAGGAUGUACUAGAAAAAGCUCUGUUAAUGGUUCAGGACUCUCAAAAGAAUUAUCUUUAUAAAUGUGAUCAGCUAAAAUCUAUUCGCCAAGACCUCACAGUACAGCGGAUACACAAUCAUUUAACAGCUAAGGUUUAUGAAUCACAUGCAAGAUUGGCUUUGGAGGCUGGGGAUUUGCCCGAGUAUAAUCAGUGCCUAUCACAAUUAAAAAUCCUGUAUUCGGAAGGUAUAGAAGGAUGCUCUCUGGAGUUUGCUGCAUACAAUCUGCUCUAUAUUACCUUACACUCUAACAACAACCGAGAACUGCUAUCAUCUAUGUCCAGAUUAUCCGAAGAAGCUAAGAAGGAUGAAGCAGUAAGACAUGCUCUCGCAGUUCGUGCAGCUGUAACAUCAGGAAAUUAUGUUAUGUUCUUCAGACUCUACAAGACUGCGCCAAACAUGAACAGUUGCCUCAUGGAUCUCUAUGUGGAGAAGAUGCGCUAUAAAGCAGUGAAUUUCAUGGCUCGGAGUUGUCGUCCUACAAUCCCGGUUUCACACAUAGUCCAAGUGUUGGGAUUUGGUGCUUCAACCGAAGGUAAUGGUGAAAAGGAGAGUGAUGGUAUGGAGGAGUGUUCUGAAUGGCUAAAAGCCCAUGGUGCUAGCCUCAUAUCUGACAGUAACGGAGAUUUGCUUCUUGAUACCAAAGCGUCAACGAACAGUCUCUUCAUGCCAGAACCUGAAGAUGCAGUCUCUCAUGGAGAUCGAUAUCUAGAUGUCAAUGAUUUUUUCACGCGUACAGUAUGA
Molecule: messenger RNA, 3120 nt
Organism: Microthlaspi erraticum
Lineage: Eukaryota; Viridiplantae; Streptophyta; Magnoliopsida; Brassicales; Brassicaceae
Source: the annotation of a GenBank genome assembly